ACGGCAAUGGCGCAUCGCCGCACGAGCAUCGGCCGCCAGAAGAUCGAGAUCCGACCGAUCGAGAAGGAGGGGGCGCGCCAGGUCUGCUUCUCCAAGCGCCGCUCCGGCCUGUUCAAGAAGGCCAACGAGCUGGCAAUCAUGUGCGGCGUGGAGGUGGCCGCCGUCGUCUUCUCCCGCGCCGGCAACGCCUUCUCGUUCGGCCACCCCUCCGUCGAGGCCGUCAUCCAGCGCUUCGACCCCACCGGCACGAAUACCGGCGGCGCCGCAGAGGACAACACGCUGCUUGUGGCGGACCUGAACCGCCAGCACCAAGAGCUGCGCGCGAAGCUGGACGCGGCGAAGGUAAAGAAAGAUCAGGUCGAGGCGGCCAUGGCGAUGGCGAAGGAGCGCUGUGCGGGGAUCCCCGUGGCGGCGUGGCUGGAGGCCGACGUGCGCGACAUGGGGGAGGAGGAGCUGAUGCAGUUCGCUGCGGCGCUGCAGGUGGUGCAGGCCGCCGUCGCCGCGCGCGCCAACCAGGUGCUCCAGGACGCCCUCAACCACGGCCGCGCCAUGGCGGCCAGGAACCGCUCCAACAUGGUUCCCGUGACGGCGCCGCCGCAGCAGCUCCUCGGAAUGGGCGCCGGCAGCUAUGGUUUGUAUGAUUUCGGUGCAGGCAGCAGCAGCGGUAACGCCACCAACGCCGCAGAGAUGGAUAUGCAGAUGCAGCUGAUGAUGAUGGGCAUGACGCCGCCGCCGCCGCAGGGGUUCGCCGUCGCCGGCAUGGACCAGCUGCUUCAGCAGGGGUUCGGAUUCCCCGGCCUCUACUGA
Molecule: messenger RNA, 807 nt
Organism: Lolium rigidum
Lineage: Eukaryota; Viridiplantae; Streptophyta; Magnoliopsida; Poales; Poaceae
Product: agamous-like MADS-box protein AGL61
Exons: 1
Coding region: 7-807 (266 amino acids)
Biological process (GO): positive regulation of transcription by RNA polymerase II
Molecular function (GO): DNA-binding transcription factor activity, RNA polymerase II-specific; RNA polymerase II cis-regulatory region sequence-specific DNA binding; protein dimerization activity
Source: RefSeq, a predicted model, not a curated record